AUGCAUUCAGAGUUUCAUGCUAAUAUACCUGAGGAGAGGGCAGAGAUAGUGGACCAGCAUCAGAAGAAACAUGAUCCUGGCAUAUCGACCUCGGUUAGUAUCCCCAAACAUAUCAACUUCCCCCUAAAGUCUUCCCCACAAAAGCAGCAUGUGUGUGCUGGCUCUGAGAUGGUAAAGAAAAGGACUGAUGAGCUCUUAAAGAAGAGGGCCACGUGGAAAAGAAGGGCCAGGGAGGCACACCAAGAGGAGCCCAUUAUUUUGGGCAUGUUAACUAGAAACAGAAGGAAAAAAGGUCCAACAAGCCAGGGUGAUGAAGUGGCACCCGACAGAAAAAAGAGAGCCAAUCUUGGCCUUGGUACAAAAGGCAUUAAUCCAAAGUUGGAAGCCUCAGGAAAAGAGGUGUUGUUUUCUGGUUUUUAUGGUUCUCCUUUUACUGCUAAUAGACCAGAUAGUUGGAAGCUUUUGAGGCUACUGCAACCAAAGAAUGAACAAGCGUGGUUUUGCUUUGGAGACUUCGAUGAAGUUCUACAUCAACAUGAGAAAUAUGGGGCUACCUGUAGACCUUAUCACCAGAUGGAACAGUUUAGACAGGCUGUGGAGUGCUGUGGCUUAAGUGAUUUAGGCUUUGUAGGGCCUAAAUUUACUUGGAGUAACAACCGUGAGGAAGUCAGUUCACCAAGGAAAGGCUUGAUCGUGUAUUUGAACUCAAACACUGGCUCAAACAACAUGGAGAUCAAGAACCUACAGAAGGACAUUGACAGGCUAUUGGAAGAGGAAAGUCUCAAAUGGCAGCAAAGAGCUAAACAAAAGUGGCUGAGAGAUGGGGACAAGAAUUCCAAGUUUUUCCACAGAUGUGCUAAUCAAAGAAAACUCAAUAAUGAGAUUACUAAGCUAGCACUGGAGGAUGGAAGAAUUAUUAAACAUAGGGAUGGUGGUGAAGUCACUAAGGCUGUCCUAGAGGUCCUGAAUCAAGCAGGGGACGUAGAGCCAAUCAAUGACACAUAUGUGGUUUUAAUCCCUAAAUUGAAGAACUCCCAAACUGUACUAGAUUUUAGGCCCAUAUCUCUAUGUAAUGUGCUCUAUAAAAUUGUUUUAAAAGUGCUGUCUAACAGGCUUAAGUCCAUCCUUCCCCACAUCAUCUCUUCCACACAAAGUGCCUUUGUGCCUGGCAGGAUGAUCAUGGACAAUGUUAUGGUUGCCUUCGAGACCUUGCAUUCUAUGAAAAUAAAAGGGAAGGGGCAGCAAGGUUACAUGGUUGUCAAGUUGGAUAUGAGUAAGGCAUAUGAUAGGGUGGAAUGGGUUUUUUUGAAGCAGGCCAUGGAGAAGAUGGGGUUCCACCAAAGAUGGAUCUCUUUGAUUAUGAAGUGUAUAUCCUCAGUAUCAUACUCUAUACUUAUUAAUGGAGUCCCUAAAGAAAGUUUUCUUCCAUAUAGGGGUAUUCGACAGGGGGAUCCCCUCUCUCCAUACCUUUUUAUCCUGGUCUCUGAAGUGCUCAGUAGCUUGCUAUUUCAGGCUGAAACUGUUAGGGACAUUCAUGGCAUCCCUAUAUCACGUGGCAAACUAAGCAUUAACCACCUAUUUUUUGCAGAUGAUAGUCUUUUUUUUUGUAGGGCCAAUACUAAGGAGUGGACAACCCUUAAUAGGAUUAUUGGCAUCUAUGAACAUGCUUCUGGACAGCAACUCAACAAAGCCAAGACUUUUAUUUUCUUUAGUGCCAAUACUAGAAAGGCUACUAAAGAAUACAUUCUGAGCUUGGCUGGUACUCGUUCCACUUCCUCCUAUGAGAAGUAUCUUGGACUUCCUGCUCUCAUAGGAGCUUUCAAGGAAAUUCUAGACAGAAUGAGGAGUAGGAUCAGCAACUGGAAAACUAAACUCUUAUCCUGGAAAACUAAACUCUUAUCACAAGCAGGGAAGGAAAUCCUAUUAAAAGCUGUCAUACAAGCCUUGCCAACAUAUUGCAUGGGAGUAUUCAAAUUGCCCAAGUCCUUGCUUAAUGAAUUUAAUCGAGUUAUGCAUCAGUUCUGGUGGGGCCAUAUGAACCAUGAAAAGAAGGUGCACUGGGUCUUAUGA
Messenger RNA from Carya illinoinensis, 2070 nucleotides. RefSeq lists its product as uncharacterized. The transcript has 4 exons. The record is from RefSeq and is a predicted model, not a curated record. The coding region runs from base 1 to 2070 and encodes 689 amino acids. NCBI's taxonomy places the organism in Eukaryota, Viridiplantae, Streptophyta, Magnoliopsida, Fagales, Juglandaceae.